Amyelois transitella is the source of this 2238-nucleotide messenger RNA. Its product is annotated as leucine-rich repeat-containing protein 24-like. The transcript has 2 exons. NCBI's taxonomy places the organism in Eukaryota, Metazoa, Arthropoda, Insecta, Lepidoptera, Pyralidae. Gene Ontology annotation, molecular function: protein binding. The coding region runs from base 332 to 2170 and encodes 612 amino acids. The record is from RefSeq and is a predicted model, not a curated record.
CAGUAAGUUUUGUUUUGAAUUCGAUUAGAAAACCUGUAAACUUUCUUUCUGUUUUUUUUAUACCGGUGCCUGUGUAUUUACCUAUUUGCACUUUGUUUUGUGCUGAUAACUUGUCGUUAUUUGUAGUUUGGAAUCUUCCGUUGAGUCGAGCUUUGUUCUUCCGGAUAUUCGUGUGAUUUUAUCAUCUGAGAUUGGACUCUGACUGUGUUCACUGUGUUGUGCAGAUAUUUUUUAGAUAGGACUCCUGUAAAAAGUACCUGAUUAUUUGAGAUAGGAGUCCCAAGUUUGUGUUUGUUUUUGUGAAAGACAGUUUUACAACGAAAGUGCCACGAUGUCUUCAGAUAAACAUUGUUGCGUUCCUGGUUGUAAAGGCAGUGGAGGUAUUCGCACGAGAAAAUCAAGAUAUGAAAUGGGCAUGCGAGCACUCCGCAAUGGGUGCUGGCUUAUGAUACUCUUCAUAAAUUACACUGGAAGCGAUUGGCUUAACUGCGCGAAUAUAGCGGAGUGCAAUUGCAAAUGGUCGUCUGGCAAGAAAACGGCUUCGUGCGUCUCGGCGGGACUGAAACAACUUCCUCAUUUGGCGACCGAGAUCCAAGUUCUAGACUUGCACGGAAAUCAGUUAAAGAGUUUAGGACAAGACGCCUUUGCGAGCAUAGAAUUAUUGCACUUGCAACGGCUGAAUUUGAGUUCGAGCAACCUCCGCUCGCUGCAUCCGGACGCAUUCAGGGAACUUCGGAUACUUGUCGAGUUGGACCUAUCCCAAAACGAACUGUUUCAACUUUCCCCUGACACUUUCAGAGGCAACGACCGUCUCAGGCUACUAGUCUUGAAUGAUAACCCUUUGAUGACAUUAGUAGCUGAGCAAUUCCCCCCACUUCAACAUUUGAAGAAACUAGAAUUAGUUAGAUGUAAACUCCAGACUAUUCACCCAUUUGCCUUCGUACAUUUACAGGCAUUGGAAACUAUACAUGUCCGGCAGAAUUCAAUUUCGUAUCUCCAUCGAAACACUUUUAAUUUACCACUUCUAAAGACUUUAACACUUUCAGACAAUCCAUGGUACUGUGAUUGUAGGCUAAGAGAGUUCCACGAAUGGUUUUUAAAUAGCAACCUUGGGAAUGAAGAAGUAUAUUGCGAAGGUCCCGAAAACAAAGCGCAGAUUUCAUGGAGAAGUCUGAAGGGAAAUGACAUGGUUUGUCCACCGUCAGCAUAUACGAGUCCAACAGUUAUAAGAACGGAAGCUGGUGCAGACAUUUCGUUCGGUUGUUUUGUUAGAGGUGAUCCAAAACCGAUUGUGAACUGGUCCUUUCAUCAUAUUGAAAUUCAUAACAGUACCAGCAGACACAGUGAUAUUCUUAUUUAUAGGUAUCAAUUGGACCAUUUUGAUGAAUAUAGAGACGAUUAUAUAAACAAAAGUGCUCAGUGGAUUAACGUGACCAUAUCAAACGUGACUAGUGAAUUAUCCGGUGAGUGGAAAUGUAGUGCCAAAAGUCGUGUAGGUGAGUCUUCGGCAUAUUUAACGUUAUUUUUACCUAAAGCACGGACAGCUACAGCUCGUGUACCUCCAGACUAUUCCUCGUUUAUUAUGAUAGCUGGAUCUUUGUUAGCUUUGACAGGAUUAGGCUUUAUUGCAGCGUGUGUCUGUUGGAAAACGCAACACCGAAGAGUACCACCGAGCAGAAGCUUCACAGAUCAAGAGAAGAAAUUACUAGAUACUUCAAUAGCGGCAAGUUGUGACCGAACUAGUGCCGAUUUGGGUUCAUCCUCUUACGGCUUUGAAAUGUUGGACAGAUCAAUGUCUAUGGAUAGUGAAGACACUCAGAGAUGUUUAGAACCGGUUCAAAUAACAAUAGAAGGUCCUCCUGGUUCUUUCCCACCUCCACCUGCAGAAUUUGCGCUACCAGCGCCUUACGGCAAUAUUUUCAUAUCAGUUCAAGUUUCUGGCCACAAUAAUGAAUACCCAGACUUACUUGGCGGUGGUGCUACAUUGCCAAGGCGGAGUCGAACAUGUUUUUUAAAAUCAGCGUAUGAUAAUAUGGGACCUAGAAUAACUGCAGCAGGUAGUUCCACGUGGUCUCUUCCUGGUGCCAAUGUAGAUAAUAAGAAAGAUGAAACGGACACAAAUUUAACUAUGCCAUUGUCUACUUUUUCAACUGAAUUUACAGCUCUUUAAAAUAGAUUAUAAGUGCGUGACUUUGUAAAACGGAAAAUGCAUUUAUAUCAACAUUGAUAAGUUCCUUA